GGCGACUUGGAGGUGCUCAGGAAGGCCUGAUGAGUUUUGAAGUUGGUCGCGUGGGACUAAUGGAGUUGUAGCAUCUGGGAAAGAGAUAGAGGGAGCCAAGUGACAGAACCAAUUAGAGGACAAAUAGUCGCGGACCGCAGAGGCUAGCAACCACCACCAACCGCCUCCCUCCCUUCACCCCUCCUCAUCCUACUCAGGCCCUCCUCCUCCCCCUUCUAAGCACUUCCUCCUCCUCCUCCUCCUCCUCCACCUCCUCUCUGUUCCCUCAUCCUUACCGGAGGUCCUCACUCACACAUUCUCUCGCAGUCGCUGAGGGGAAAACACGCACCUUUGGUAGGGCUUGUGGCGGCCGCCUCUCGUGACCCUCCUCCUCCACGUGGGAUCGCUCAGCUGCCAAACGAGAACUUAGUCUCUGGCCCGGUGGUGUGGAUGGUGGUGGACUUGGUGAACGCUCGAUGUACUAAACAUAACCCCCCGAACUUUGGUGAACUCCUCUUUCGAGCAAUGUCCGGACGAAAGUGAAAAACAACAGGGCUGCUGCUGUGGCAUUUACAUCCCAAAAACGCCUUUUUUUGUUUUCCCCUUUUAUUUUUCCCCUUCCCCUCUUUUGUUCUCGUUGGAGGCCCAUCAUACCCAUCUGUUAUGGAGACUCUGAUCAAAAUGGAAAAACCUGGUAGCCCCGAUAGUCAGACGCAGACCACGGCAUCCGUGACGCCCUUCUCCAUCACCGACAUCCUGACCCGCAUGGAAAACCGCUCCCCGACAGACCUCCGAUCGACGCCCGACCACCAUCGCGCCCUCGCCGACUUGAGAAGCUCACCCAGCCUGGGUUUCCGGCCCGUGUCGGUGCUCAAGUACAACUCGCCGUCGCCGAUGGACCUCUCCAAGGACUCCGGAGUGCAUCCCGAAGUGAGUUCCUCCAUCGAGCCGUCCUCGGGGCCCACCAGCGGAUCGUUAUCGCGGUCGGUGGACGGUAGGACGCUCACCUCCUCCCCAGAAGCGUUCAACCUCCUCGGGCGUCGGAGCAGGUCGACGUCCCCUUGCUCCGAGAUGAGUAUGGAGGAGGUCGAGAUCGACCACAGCGACAGAGAGGACAAUUCCCACUCGACCGAUCUCUCUAAAGCCAGUGCGCACGAUGGCUCCUCGGCAGACGGCAAAGAUCCUUCUGACGGAGAGCGGGCCCCGCGCAAGAAGAGGUGCCGAGCCGCCUUCAGUCACGCCCAAGUUUUCGAACUGGAACGACGCUUCGCCCACCAGCGCUACCUAUCAGGACCUGAGAGAGCGGAUCUGGCACAGGCGCUCAAAUUGACGGAACAACAGGUUAAAAUAUGGUUCCAGAACCGACGAUACAAAACGAAGAGGAAGCAGUUGGCCGCCUGCGAGACUCCGUCCUCAGGUCGUCGCGUUGCAGUUAAGGUGUUAAUGCGUGACGAUCAGCUGCUGCUAGGACCGGAGGAAGGCGUCCCUCGGCCGCCGCUUCUGCUGCCCUCGCUGGCUUCCCUGAGUACCCUCAGUUCGCUCGGCUCCCUGGGCACCCUGGGCAUCCCGCCUUACUGCUACUACCCUUACCUGUGCCCUCCGCCGCACAGCGGGGGCAACGGGCCCCUCUCCUCCCUCCCUCACCUCCCUCAGUUAUCAGCUCUCUCCCCUGCAUCCCUCUCCUCGCUUUCCUCCUCUCUCUCCUCUCUCACUUCCUCCCUCCUCCCGCCCCACGCCGCCCAUGCCAGCCAAAGUGCAACUUCCUCGCCCACGCCCUCAGUCUCCACAAGCGGAAGCACAGGAAGCGGAUCCGGGGGGAGGUCCGCCACACACCCUCCCUCUCCUCAACGACCCUGAAGAGGAGGAGAUAAGCUGCCGUUGUUCUUCGGUGUCUUCUGGCGCUCGGCCGUCUCCUCUUCUUUCUCCUCCUCAAUCUGCGACACAUUCUCGAGUAGUUCCUCCUCCUUUUGAAGAUUCCGGAACUACUUUCUCGCGCGUAAUGAGACCGACGGUUGUUGAGCAGCCACUUCCGGGUCACUAAGGAAACGAAAUAAAUAACAGUGUUGAAGAUUGUGGAAUAGUUUCCAUAGGCCCAAAGUGAUAACAUUAAUGUUUCAUUCUUCUCAUACGCAUUCUUGGAUAGUCAGUGAAAAGCAAAAACUCUUGGCUCCUCUGAAAAGAGAACGAAUGUACUUUACCCAUAAAAUGGUGCAAUCUAAAAGGAAAAACAGUCGAUGAAUUAUAUCCGUGAUCUACAUAUUGGUGCAUGAUCAGUUCCGUGGAUAAAACUAUAGCAUAUAGGCAUCAAAAGGUAGAAAAUACUGUGCGAAAAUAUAUAAAGGCUCUCUGAACUAUGUCAAGGUCGUCAUGAAAGAUUCCCUGCGAACAGACUUUCCGUAGAAUGAUGCAUUUACGUUUCAGAUAACUUCUAUCGCCACGAGAAAAUACUCCUAGACGAAAUAAACUGACUUCUAUGAAACUCUCAAAGGCCCAAGACAAGCCAAACCGAGCGAAACGAACGAAAAGACAAGAGACUUUCCAUACAAUAUCCAUAAUAACCCUUGGGUGGUUUUAGCGAAGGCAUUUGAAACAUUAUAGUGAUAAUCAUCAUAAGCAUAGCGUUGUAUUGUUAUCAUGUAGAGGCUUUGUUAUUGAUAUGAAUUUACGACAGGUCAUAAAAGUGAAGUGCUGUAUAAUUACAUUCUAGGCUGGGAUGAAGCGUGAAGGCCGUUUGCCUUUCUUCUUUAUUUCUUUUCAAAGUACACAUUCUCGGUGUCACCUUACAUACUCAUUUUGGAAUCUGGACCAAUAGGCGCGUAGGAAAAGUUAGCAAAUACUAUUGACGCGUUUUUAUAACGUUCAAAGGCAAUGCAGUAAUUGAUCAGUUAACCUCUCGAGUUGAACCGUGGAAAGAAACUAUGGAAGCAUAAUGAAGUCAUUCUUUUAAACUAUGAUUAAACAUUGCAUUUCAUUCAUAUUCAAUGAGAUUUCGUUUUGCCAUUAUUUCAUUGUUUUCUUCCUCACUUUUUGUCUUAGUACAGUCUUCGGUACGUUUGCGAUAUUUUAUGAAAAGUUAGUCAGCCACAAUGGAAAUGCCACGUGUUUUUCUUUUUGAAGUCUUAUUCGAAUACUCAUACAUAACUGGAAAUACUUACUGGGUUUUCAAUAAGUGUAAAUUCGUUCCUAAUUAGGAUAGAGAGAUGGUGGUAAUCCCUCGUCAGAAGUCAAAGGAAGAUGAUUUCAUUAAUGUCCAAAACAUUUAGUAAAAGAGGACAUAAUCCUGCUAACAGUGGUUUAAAUGUUGGUAUUUAUCAUUACGUAAAAAUUAUUAUUAUUAUUAUUAUUAUUAUUAUUAUUAUUAUUAUUAUUAUUAUUAUUAUUAUUAUUAUUCAACUGAUACGUGAGAACCUUUCUUUCACUUGCAAGUUAAUUGCACAUGGUGUGAGUGUGAGAUUGCAGGCUCCGCACCCUUGCAAUACUCCUAGCCACAGUCUCCCCAAGACUAGGACGCUAACCACCCGGCCAUGAGAAGAGUAAUUAUUAUUAUUAUUAUUAUUAUUAUUAUUAUUAUUAUUAUUAUUAUUAUUAUUAUUAUUAUUAUUGGCAGACUUUAAUGCAGAGUCGUCACAUCUUCAGUGAACUAGGAAGUCUAGCACUCUUGUACAAAGAUUAAUUUUACGCUAUGUAAAUAUAUAUAUGAUGUCCAUGUAUAAAAAUAAGUAAAACGGUAGGUAUAACUAGUACUGUAAAGAAAGCUGUUCGU
Messenger RNA from Macrobrachium nipponense, 3742 nucleotides. Its product is annotated as homeobox protein Nkx-3.2-like. The coding region runs from base 643 to 1836 and encodes 397 amino acids. Lineage: Eukaryota; Metazoa; Arthropoda; Malacostraca; Decapoda; Palaemonidae. The transcript is spliced from 4 exons. Gene Ontology annotation, molecular function: RNA polymerase II cis-regulatory region sequence-specific DNA binding; DNA-binding transcription factor activity, RNA polymerase II-specific. Gene Ontology annotation, biological process: cell differentiation; regulation of transcription by RNA polymerase II. Gene Ontology annotation, cellular component: nucleus. The record is from RefSeq and is a predicted model, not a curated record.